Penicillium subrubescens is the source of this 693-nucleotide messenger RNA. RefSeq lists its product as uncharacterized. Lineage: Eukaryota; Fungi; Ascomycota; Eurotiomycetes; Eurotiales; Aspergillaceae. The record is from RefSeq and is a predicted model, not a curated record. The transcript has 2 exons. The coding region runs from base 1 to 693 and encodes 230 amino acids.
AUGGCAUCACCUUGUCCACUGAUCUACGUUUCUGGAGGCUACAUGCCAAGUGAGCAUGAAUCGCUCUCUGAGGUUGCCAAGAAGCUCUCGAGCGCACCGGGAUACGGUCAAACCAAGUUCAUGUCUGAGUUACUCUUGGCAGAGUACAAGAAGCAUCUGGACAAGCAGAAAGGGAACAUUCCGAAAGCGCGAACGAUCAUUCCGGGCUUCAUCGUCGGAACACGCCAAGAGGGGAUUGCCCACCAAGAAGAUUACCUGUGGAGAUUUGCUUUCAGCAUUUCUCGUCUUCGAGCAGUCAGCAAGGAUCUUCUAGGUCACCUCAAUGUUGCUGGCGUGGACCAAGUAUCCAACCUCGUCUCGGAUGUCCUCUUACAACCAGACCGAUGUGUUCCACACGCCAUCAAAUGUUUCGAUGGGGUUGAUGUCUUGAUACUCUGCAACAUCCUUGAAGACAAGCUGAAGAUCAAGAUCAGGAAGGUCAAGCAUGUAGAGUGGAUGAGGAUCCUGCGAUCUGAUAUUGACGAUGCAGACUUCGACCAUCCUUUGAACCUGUGUUCUCUUUUCAAUGAGAAGGAGAUUUUGAUGGCUUUGGAGAAAAGUGUGGGGUAUCUGAUGGGAAUUGGUUACUUUUUGGAUGACAACCCUAAAUCGGUAACACGCAAGGCUGUUGGGUUUAGCCGGUCCAACUGUUGA